CUAAAACACCACACAAACUAAAACCCAGAAGAACCAGAAGAAGCAAACACAAAGAAAGUCCUCCUCUUAAUUCGAUCUCUCUAUCGACUCUUCAAGCAAACCUCAAAGAAGCGAAAAACCCUCUCGCCCAUCACACAAACCAUGGGAACUCCAGAAACUUCUCGAGAACCGUGCCCCGACCGCAUCCUCGACGACAUCGGCGGCGCCUUCGGCAUGGGGGCUGUCGGCGGCUCCGCCUUCCACUUCCUCAAGGGCGUCUACAACUCCCCCUCCGGCACUCGGCUCAUCGGCGGCUCGCAAGCCGUGCGCAUGAACGCGCCGCGAGUCGGCGGUAGCUUCGCCGUCUGGGGUGGCCUCUUCUCCGCCUUCGACUGCACCAUGGUCUAUGUCCGCCAGAAGGAGGACCCCUGGAACUCUAUCAUCGCCGGCGCCGCCACCGGUGGCUUCCUCCAGAUGCGACAGGGCCUCGGCGCCUCGGCUCGAUCGGCUGCCUUCGGUGGGGUCCUCCUGGCUCUGAUCGAAGGAGCUGGGAUCAUGCUUAAUAAGUUCAUGAGCCAGCAGCAGCAGAUGCCUAUUGUGAUUGAAGAGCCGGCGAGCGUGGCCGGUUUGCCUGGGCUUCCUCCUAUGGGCCGUGCUCCGGGUCAGCCGGGCUCGGAGCCGGCAACGUCGGUUAGCAGCAGCGGGGCUGAGGCUAGUUCAGGAGGGUGGCUUGGAGGGUGGUUCGGGAAGAGCAAGGAGCCUGAGGCUAAGAGUAGCGGAAGCGAGACAAAGAUUUUGGAGAGCUUCGAUGCCCCGCCCAUGCCCAGCUUCGAGUACAAGUGAUUGAUUGAUAGAUUUGGUGAGGAUCAAGGAAGGAUUUUGAUUAGAAGAAGGCUAAUUAGAUUGUAUUUAGGAAGGGGGUUGGUAUUGAACUGAGGGAUUUGGGAAAGUUUAGGUUUUUACUGCAAAAAUUUGCAUUGCACCUAUAUAUUAAUGUUGUGCUCUUUCAAUAUAUGCUUUUCUAAAUAACCAAGAAGUUGUAGCUGUAUUAUAAUGCUUUUGAAAUUGAUUGAUUGUUAUUUUGGGAAUUGUUUUAUGAAUUGCGGAUUAAGUUUAGGGUUUAGGGUUUAGUUCAAUCUUCCAUUAAGUUCUGUGCUUGAUCCUUGUUAUAUGGCCAUUGAACCCUUUUAUCAUGUUUAUCUUGAUUUUUGGAACCAGGUGUAAGGAUUUUGAGAAGUUGCCAAUGUUGAGGCUGUAAACUUUACAUGGAGUAGAUAUGUGAAUAGCAUCCAAAUUUAAGUACAGUACAUAUUGUGAAUUGCAUAGUUGUGUUUGUGUUAUGCUCAUGGAGAUUUGAGUGAUCGUCUAUGCAGAGAAGAAAACCUUGUCUAGCUUAUCGUCACAGAAAGCCCCUUCCUUUAAUGAACUAACCAGAUAAUAUUUACUUUUCCUUGGUCCACUUAAUUUCCAAGUAUCAUAAUCCAUACAUGAUGCCUGAUGCCUGGUACAUGAUGUGUGUGCCAUAUUGAUUCUGCCUUUUAUGCCCCUCACCUCAAUGGGUAACUGAUACUCACUAACUUUGCUGCUUAUGCCUCUAAACAUUGUAUUUGCUUAUCUAGAAGAAAUAUUUGCUUGAGUUUAUUCUUGUUGGCAUUCAUCUGCUAGACUUCUGAUAAAGCUGUUUAACACUACAUAUCUUUGAACCAAGGUAUAGAAGCUCAUAUUUUAAUUGUUUUCAAAUCAGUGUGUACAACAGGGGUUUGACCCAUGUUCCGUAGGUCGAAUUUUGUUGAAAUACAGAUUUCUAGUACCAAUCCUCUGAAUAUCAGUUAUUCUAGCUCCAGCAAAAUGGUUGCUAAAAUAUUUAAUGAAUUUGUUAAAACUAAUACUUCUGUUGUAGGGUGGUUCUCCAUUGGUUCUUGUUGUGUUUCCAGGUAACUGUUUUUAAGCAGUUUGCAAGUAAAUUAACUGCUCUUAAUGAUAGGUUGAUUGGUAUCAAAGUAGGUGAUGUCUGAUAAGGCUCAAGAAUUGUGGGUUACCUAUAUUCCCAUCCAUUUGGUUUGUAAUGCAUGUUCAUGUAAUAGUUGCCUUUCUCCAGCUAUGUGAGGGAAGGACUUGUCCUUGGCCAACUCCUGGGAAAUCAAUUUACUGUAACAUUGAGAGGAGUUGUUGCAGAUUCUGAAGAUACGAUUAAAACAUCUGCAAUUGCCUUCGGAAAGCAAGGAUUUAUUAACUACUUUGGUUUACAAGUACUCUCUCUCUCUCUGCCCACAUCCCCCUGAUUAUUUGUGUUGUUUCUUGUACUAUUUAUUUGCAUAAUGGUGUACUUAAAAGGCUAGAUGUUAUUGAGAUUGUUUAUCUUCUUCCUUUUUUUGCAAUAAGAGGUUUCUUGUUCUUACAAUUGCAAUGAUACUACAAAGCUAUUAAAAGACGACAGUUCUGUUGCAAAAGACCAGCUGGUCUUUUUUUACCCAGAAGAUUUCUUUUGAAAAAAAGAUGGUUUUUCGAAUAUGCGAUGGAUUAAAGUUUGCUUGAUGGUUUAUCGAACUGCAUUCUGAUUUCAGUGGUUGGCAACUGGUUCUCUGCCCACUUACCUCAUUGGAGCUGUAGUACUCAGAGAAGAUUGGAAAUCUACUCUGAGCGUGAUCCUUGAUCCAAGAGAAGAGGA
Molecule: messenger RNA, 2647 nt
Organism: Prunus persica (peach)
Lineage: Eukaryota; Viridiplantae; Streptophyta; Magnoliopsida; Rosales; Rosaceae
Product: mitochondrial import inner membrane translocase subunit TIM17-2
Exons: 2
Coding region: 142-822 (226 amino acids)
Biological process (GO): protein import into mitochondrial matrix
Cellular component (GO): TIM23 mitochondrial import inner membrane translocase complex; mitochondrial inner membrane
Molecular function (GO): transmembrane protein transporter activity
Source: RefSeq, a predicted model, not a curated record